AUCGUAUUUUCAAGAGCAUCUGCACAACGUGAAAUCUCAUUCAGUACCACCAGAGUAACCGGACUGUGCGCACUCAGUGGUUGUGAUUACUGAAACGUUUAGAUUUGUUUAAGCAAUCUGUUUGUUUAUUUGAUUUUUCUUUUUUGUUUCUUUCGGGGAAACAUAGGGGAAAAAUAUACUAGAAGAAUAUUUUACUGUUUCGAUUUUUCACGACCGCUGCAGUGAACGCAUUUUUGUGAUAUUGUGUCAGUCUGGACCGCCGUGAGGAAAACAAUAUUUACAGGUAAAAAAAUAUUGAUUUUGUUGUUAUUAUUAUUAUUAUUUUUUUUUUUUUACUACCAAUAUACACAGAAUUUUAUUGACUGAUUGAAUUAUUAAUUUGUUGAGUUUUUCUCGUUUAAAAAUUAUCACUGUCGAAACCGUUACAGCGUUUAUCACUGAUUUCAGAUAAUAUAAUAUAAAUUUUAUAUUAUUUGAGUUUGUUUUUUAUUUUUUGGACCGGGUCUAAUAUUUUUCGAGUUUACUCACAGUAAAAUUUUUUUUGCACGUUAAAUAAAAAACAUCUUUUUUUCCUACGUAUUAACGUGUUAUUUGGUAAUUUAAUCUCAAAACCGUAAAAUAUCACUUAUAAUUAUAUCGAACAAGCGAUUUUUAAGUUUUUUCUGUUUAGUAUAUUUUAUCCACAGAGUAACUACCAAAUAAAAAUUCCGUAAAAAAUUCACAAAAUUAAAAUAUCUAUAAAUAGCUCAAAUAGGUUAAAUAUUUUAAAAAUUUUACCUCGUCUAAAAAAGACAAAUAUAAGUUUUAUGUCAAAAUUUAAGUCUCGACAAAUAUAUUUAACUGAAUUACAACAAAAAAACAAAAUUUAAAAUAAUAAAAGUAUUAUUUUCGUAAAUUUUCCCGUUUUUCUUAUGUUUUUUCUGUUUUUUCCCAAUUAUUAUGAAAACUGCUUAAAAAAUUAAAAAACGAUCUACUUAUUCACGAAUUAUAUCAAUAUGCAAUUAAAAAAAAUGUUUCGUCAUUUUUCGAUUGGGACAAUUAUUAUUCUAGUAGAAAGCAUAAGUUGCAAUAAUUAGAAACAAUAAAACCGGUAACGUCACACCUCGCCGUAAAUAUUUACCGUUAUACCCAUUAUUUUCUUUCUGGUUUUUUCCCAAUUAUUCGAAAACCCUUUGGAAAAUUUAAAAAUUACCUUUCUAAUGCACCGACUAGAUAAAAUUUCCUUUCAGAGAAGAUAACAUAUUCUAUACUUUGGAAUAAGAUUUCUUUUUGUAAAGUUUUUACAGAAAGAAUCAUUUAUGUUUUUUUAUGCAUCGUUUCCCUUAAAAACAUAAUAACCAGCAGGUUUAUGCGUAUUGUUUGAUAUGAAUUUUUAAUUUUCUUGUUUUCGUUGGCCUGAAAACUAAUAACUAUAUUAAACCUUGGACGUUUGUGAUUGUAUACGGCACAGAUCAUUAUAUUACCAUUAGAUCACCAUAACGCCGUAUUUGUAGAAAGUUCAAAAAUGAGUAUUAAUUGCAUGUAAACCCUUUAUCGUUUGGUAUCACUGUUUAUAUUUAUUAUUGAAUAAUUCGUAAUAAUAUCAUAUCUAGAUAAAUAAUUAAUUAUCGUUGACCUUAUUUAAAUAAUGAUGUAUUACAUACAGAUAUAAAUUAAAUCAUUUUAACUAUCCUACCUUCCCAACUUUCCACCUACAACAGUGACUGGGUCAGUAAAUCAACUUUUUUUUUAAAAAACGUCUCUACACAUAUUAAAACGAAUGGAUGUAUGUUUAUACGUUACGUAUACGUUACCAUUCAUCCGAUCACCGUGAAACUUUGGGUAGUUAUUACACGUUGUCCGUAGAUGGUUUAUAGCUAUUAAAACCCUUUCCCUAUUGUAUAACAUUCUCCAAUAUUCGGUGUUUUACGUAUUUUUAGUAUAAAAAUCUAAUUAAUUUUGUUAGUUUAUGGGUUACCUUGGUAACACGGAUGAAAAAAAAAACAUUGUUAUUAACUAUAGUAAUAACAUACCUAUACCUAAUUAUAAUUUAUCUAUUAGCUUUAUUUAGAAACUUUUUUAUUUCACGGGCAAAGCCGGAUGGGUCAACUUGUAUCAAAUAAAUAAUGAAGCUAAAAUACAUUUAACUGAUUAGUAAUCAAUUUGAAUUCAAAUAAAAAAAUUAAUCUACAAAAAUAAAUAUCAGAUAAUAGUAAAAUAUUGUCAAUAAUUUGAUUUUUAUUUUUAAAUUAUAAAUAAGUUGAUGAAAAAUAUAUUUAGGUAAAUUAUUAAAAUCAAAAUUUGUAUUUUUCUGUUCAGUCUAAAAUACAAAUUAUCUUUUAUCUUUAUGUACAUACAUUUUUCAUUAUCUUUUCUUAACACUGGGCUCCCGUACGUCUGAUAGGGAAAAACUAUCGUGUUUAUCGGCAUGCUGCGGUUUUUCACCAACGCAGGCCUGUUUUGCUCAGCGUUUCGUUGUCGCAAUGCCAGAAUACUGCCAAACUUCCUGAAACCUUUAACGUCUCUAUUUAAUGGAAUACUAUAAAAUAUGCACACGUAAAUAAGUCUCAGUAUUUAACAUUAUAACGAGAACAAGUUAUACAUUUUAUUUUAUCCGGAUUGAAAUACUUGAAAUAUGCCUACCGUGAAUAGAUUAAAAUGUAAAUAAUAUAAUAAUAAUAAAUUCAAAUUCAAUUAUAAUAAAAAAAAAAAUUAAAAUUAUACAAUUUAAAUUGGUAUAGGACAACGUCACUUACUCGUCUUUUUCGUUUCAGGUAUUUUUUUUUUUUGAAUUUUUGCCAAAAAAAAAAACCGGUCACGCAUAGUCAACCAUUCAUAUCAUACGGAUUCGCGUUGUUGUUUUAUAAAAUGCAAAUAUAUAUUUUAUAUUUUAUUCGUUUCCAACGCCUACGUUGGUUUUGAACCGAUUGUUCGCUAUUUUAGUACAUUCGUCCGACCGGCCGUAACUGGUGAUGGACGGGACCAAGUUUUGACUAUCGAUUUUACUUCCCUCUUAAAAUAUUGGUACGGACUACUGGGACUAUUAAUGUUUAAACCCGAAAUGUAUAAAACACAUUAAGAAUCAUAAUUGUUUAACCAAAAAUUUAAAUUUAUUUGAUUUCAUAACAAUUGGUUGAAUAUCACUUUUAUCUGUAAUAUAAAAAUAAAUAUAUUUUAAAUGUAACAAAAUUUAAUAUAGUUUAAUAGUUUCAAUAGUAUAGUUGAUAGUUAUUAGAAAGAAUCGAAUAAAUAUAUAGCUUGAAACUAAUGAGAUGAAUCGAUAGUGUUCACUCGGUAGUGCCUAUUACUAGGCGUAACCUUUACCGGCGUGUUAAUAACAUCGUGAAAUAUUAUUACUACAUGUUUAAUGUUUAUACAGGGGGAUCAAUCUACCGUAAGACACUCAUUAUCUCAGAAAGUAUUAACAUUUUUCGAAAUUUGUUUUCUAGAAUAUUUAAAAAUCAAACAGCUCUCCAAUUUUAUAUUUAUGUUAUAUUUUGUCUUCCUUAUUUUUGGGGGUAAAACCACUACCUACUUUUGAUUUUCAAAUGGCUACCUACAUUAAAAAAUGUAAUAAAUAUAUGGAGUGUUAGUUAAAAUACGUUUUGGUAUUGAGAUUUUAAAUUUCCGUCAAUCCGUUAACGAGGUUUAGGUUAGGUUAGUUUUAAGUUUUGAUCGGGGGAGAGUAUUGGAGCAUCAUUCGUGUGGUGGUACGGUGCACAGCGUUUUAAUAGUGCAGUAAGAAGUUAAUACUUUCCGAGAUAAUAAGUGUCCUUUAUUCAUAAUUCAAAAACAACAAUGUAAUACGUUAUUUUAGAUAUUGAUAGAGCACCGAAGAAAUCAUAAUAUUUAUUUAUUAUAGACAUUAUAUUAUUAAAACACUAAGAUGCAUAUGUUUUAAAAAAAAUUUUCGGUUAAUAUAUAAAAAUACUACAAAUUUUUCAAACAGUAGGUACAAGACUUUCCAACAGGCGAUACUUUAUUUUAAAACAAUGAAGAAUCAGUUAAAAUUGUUAUCGAUUUCUGAAUUAUCUGAAAGUCGUUUAGUUGUCGCCAAAAACCCCUGGACGCUAUAAAAUGCGAUAUCAUACUCGACGCACUUCAAUAUUAUUGUCUACAUGAAAAUGGUAUAAUGUCAACACUUUAGUCGACGAAAAAACCACGUCACGUAUACUCUCAUAUAAAUUAUUAUUAAGAAUAUCAUAUACGUGUCAGUGAACUUCCAAUAGGUUAGGUACCUCUUUUUGUAUAUUGUACUUGUUUUAUUUUAGAAAAUGUUUUGUAAAUAAUCGUUAUCUUUUUUUUCGCUUUCAGAAAAUGCCGGCUACAGCGAUGGAUAUGACAGUGGUGCAGAGUGAAGCAAUGGCCGAAAAUCGGCAAUCGGAAAUUCAAUCUUUUUACAACGAUGCGACGGUAUUCUUGACGGGCGCCACCGGAUUUUUGGGGACUAUGAUUUUGGAAAAAUUAAUGAGGUAGUUCACGUUUGGUUUUAUACUGUAAACGGUAGAGUGAGCUUUAUCACAUAAACGGGGACAUAUGUUUUCAAUUUUCGAUCCAGCUAUAUCCAGGAUUUUGUCUACACUAUACAAAUCAAGCACAAUACUCAAUUCAAAUUUUAAUUUAAAAAAUACAUAAUUAUAUACGGUAGGUUCUAAAUAAAUAAAUAUAUGCAUUAUGCAUACAUAAAAACUAUACGAAUUGAUGAAUUCGCUUUAACGAUGAACGAAAAACAUAUAUAAUAAUAUUAUAUUUACAAAUAUAUUACAAAUACAAAGUCGCAAAAACAUUAUUUUUGGCGAAUAUAAUAAUUAUAAUUGAUGAGGAACUAAAUGACAAUUUAAAUACAAUUUUACUUCUUUAUCCAGAAGUAUUAGGAGCUGUUUAUUUUAAUUUCACAUUUUAAACAAGUGUUUAAAACACUUUUUAACCUAGCUAUAAGAGUAUUAGAUUAUAUUUAAAUUUAAAUGUUUACAAGCGUUUACCCUUAUACGUGAUAGUAAUAUUUUGGUUAGUAUACAGAAAUUUGAAAAAAAUAUGUACAUCGAAAACUUAAUUAUAAAUGUAUAACGUACCCUACCCACGUGCACGAUUUUGAUUAGUACACGUACCACCGAAACGUUUUCCGUUUACAAAUUGUCGUCAGGCGCUGUAUGUAUACACAGAAUAAUUAAUACGUUGAAUUUUACAAAGAACAAUAUGUAGUGGAUUUUUUUUUAUUUCAUAGAUUUUUAUAACCUUAUUUAAAACGUUCUUCGAAAAUUUACGAAAAUAAAGCUUUUGUUAAUUUCAAUUUUGUGUUUGUGUUAUGAUUCAGUAAAACGUAUUCUUAGAGACUAGCAUUUAAGACAUAAUACUUAUAUUUGCCUUUUAUAGACGUCGUAAAAUGUUCAAAAUAUUUGUGACAUUUUUGAGCAUAUUGAAAACGACUUACCCUGAGAUAAAUUAGAUCCGAAAUUCAAUAUAAAAGGUCAUUUAGCAUUUUUUUGAUUGGUGUAAUAUUUCUGAUAUAAAAUGUAGUUCGUAAAAAUUAAAAACAAUGAUAUUCGCAACAUCAGGGCGCAUCGUAAAUAUUUGCAAUUUUUCCCAAUUAUUGUAAAAAUCUUCUGUAAAAUCAAAAAACUGACUUCCUCAAUGCAUCAAUUAGAGAAUCUUUUCCUUCAAAAUAGGUGUUACAUUUGAUACACCGGAGCAAGAUUUCUUGUAAAAAAAAUAUUCACAGACAAGAAACAAAAAUCACAUAUCAUAGUAAAACUAAUAGAUCUCUCGUUACGCUCUGAACCUAGAAAACUCAAAUCAACGUAAAACCAAUACAUAUUAUUCGCUACACUCUAAAUUUAUAAAAUCAUAAUGCCUUUUUUUCAGAACUUGUUCAAUAAAAAGAAUUUACAUUUUAAUUCGAGAGAAAAAAGGUAAAACUCCCGAGGAACGGUUCAAAGACCUGUUCAACAAUUCCGUAAGUAUAUACUCGGGUACAUUUUUAAUUUUAAAAAAUAACGUAUUCUACGAUAAAAAAAAAACAUAAUUUAUUACAAUUUCAGGUAUUCGAAUUAAUGAAAAAACAAACUCCGAACUAUUUGGAAAAGAUCUCUGCGGUGAUCGGCGAUUGCGGUCUACCGGAAAUGGGAAUUGGUGAACAGUAUCAGGAAAUUCUCAAAAACGAAGUACAUAGAAAUAUUAUACAUAUUGUUAAUACUGGUCAACUCGUUUGAACGAAAAAAUAUAAAUGCAUUAUAGGUAAAUGUAAUUAUACACUCUGCCGCCACCGUGAGAUUCGAUGAACAUUUGAGAUUGGCCAUGAACAUCAAUGUAGUCGGUUUGCAAUAUUUACUGAAAAUGUGCAAGGACAUGAAAAAUCUCAAAGUAAUAUAAAAAUUUAAAUUACUGCGCUCCGUGUCAUAUAAACCAUAAUGUUAUUAAAAUUAAAAAUUGUUAAUUAAUUGUAUUAAUUGUACGUAGUCUUUUGUUCAUAUAUCCACGGCCUACUCGCAGUGCUCCAUCAGGAAAGAGAUAGACGAAGUGUUCUAUGAACCACCGUUGACCGGGGAUCAAUUAGUGCAGAUCGUAAACAAUUUGGACGACGAGUACAUCAAAAUACUAACGCCCUCGUAAGUCGUGUUACUAUAUGAAAAAAGUAGUGCUAGGAGGUUGACCCGAAAAAAAUUAAUGUUUACGCAAUAAUAAGUCGUUGUUAACGAAAAAUACUUCUAAGUAUUAUCUAGACAUACUAGUACACAUAAUUUACGGUUUCUGGUUUACCGCAGGUUAUUAAAAGAAUUCCCGAACACGUACACGUUCACGAAGGCCAUCGCUGAAUCCGAAGUGUUGACCAUGGGCAAAGGAUUGCCCGUUGGAAUGAUAAGACCGUCUAUGAGUGAGUUUAAAAUGCAUCUUCUGAAUUAUUUCUAUAAAUAAUUCUUUAUCUCUAACCUAAUUUAACCUAUCAGCUAUCGUCCCUCUAUACAUGUCGUCAUCUUUCUCAUAAUCAUUCUUGUUAAUAUUUUCUCAGCAGUUAUUCCGUGUUCCUAUAGUGAAAAUUCGUAUCGAAAACGUUCAAAUCGAUACGGUUUUUUGUAUUUUCGUAUAAACCGAUACCGAUAACGAAUAAUUCGUUAGGUAUAUUAUAGCGUCUGCAGUAGUGGCGAUCCUACAGGGAAAACAGCGAUGGGUAGAUCGCCCCCCCCCCUUGGUCUAUACAACAAAAACCUGAUAAUAUAUCUAUGUUUUACAUUAUUUUAUGAUUCAAAAUAAUUGUGGUAACAAAGCGAGAAAAUAAUCAAUGAUUUUAAUAUUUUUUGGCAACACUAGGUUUCACCUAUUCUGUGAUAUGGCUAUGAUAAUGUGGCGGGGACCAGGGGACGGUAUGCACCACCAACUAAAAUAUUAUAGACCGAUUUGCAAAACAAAAAAACCAAAAAAGGACUUUUAUUUUGUAAUAUUACAUGAAAUAAAUUUUUAAAUUAACGAAAUAUUUUUUUUUACCAUUUUUAAGGAUUGAAUUUGAUGUGAAAAAUAUUUCGUUCCCCCCUUGAAAUUUUAGUAGGGCAACCAUUGGUCUGCAGAGGUAAAAUUGUUUUAGUCAUUUUUUAGGGUUGUGUACUCAAACACAAUGAACGUUGCGUGAUGUUUUUUUACUAAUAACUUAACCCGCCCCGGGUAAAGUUAUAAAAGAAAACAAUUUAAAGCAAACGUCCUACUAUUAUUAUGUACCAUCCUAUGUACAUAUUAUAUUUUAAAACCAACACGUCCACCUUGACAUUCUCAUCAUUUCUGCAGCUAUAAUAAUAUUAUAAUACCUAGGUGUAUACCUCUCUUUUCUUUUCUUUAGACUUUCUAUUUUCGGCGCUCGACAUUAUAGACUCGCAUUAUAUACACUACACUGCCGAUUAACACCCUAAACACAAUAAUAGUAAUUUGGUAAAUUUUCCGGGGGAAGGGGGGGGGAGGUCUUAAAUUUCUUGGGUGUUAAAAUCUAUCUACUUGUUUAAUUUUAAUUCUUCAAUAAAUCGAUUGGUUUAUACCGCGAUUAUUCGCGGAAUAUAAAAAAAUAUUUUCGAUUGCGUACACUACAAAUACUACUAAAAGAAGUAUAAUAAAUCAGAUACACUUCCCGAAAUUCGGUUAUUUUUGAAAAUAUAUUGUUAUACAAGUUGCUCGACUUUAUAAGUAUUAAGUUAUUAUUUGUUUAUUUGUGGUAAUAACAAUUUCUAUAAUUCAAAUCUGUUGUGUUCAAAAUAAAUAUAAAUAUUUCUUCUAAUAUAUUGGAAUUAAAAAAAAAUUAUCUUUAUUUUGCGGCAGACUGCAAAACAUUGAAAACUGACUUCCUAAAAAAACACCACCUAUAGAUAAAAUGUGAAAGAUUUUGUUCCUAUUCAUUACAAACUAAAAUUGGACAUUGGGUUUUUACCUAAUAUUUCUCAUCAUUGCUUUUAUUGGUCUAAAACAUAUGCAAAAUACGCACUUUGUAGGGUCCUCUUAAAUAGGUUAGAAUAGGCCCUAAACAUUUUAAUGAUAAGAUGUUUCCAUUGAUCUAUUGCCUGAUAUCUCCGAUUUUAAUACCAUACCGCUUUAUGACCAUUUUUACGAAUGAAUAUGUUAGAUUAGGUUAGGUUGACGUUAACCUAUUACGUUUUAGACCGAAAAUCCAGACGAAUAUGUAAGGAUUGGGUUUAAAAAAUUUAAUUUUGAAAAAGGUUUUUGAUUGGUUACCAACCUUGUAUCGAUUUACAAUGAGGGUGAUUUUAUAUAUAUUUUUUCCAGCUGUGUUAUAGAUGAAUUAUUAUAUUUUUAUAUUCAUCAUAAAAUCAAAUCAUUUUUGGAAUAUUUAAAAUCACCUAUACUAUAAAUCUGAUUAAACUUGAUCCAAAUCCGUUUUCAAAAUUAAAAUCUGUUAAAUCCAAACCCUAAAAAGAUUGGUCUAAAUACCUUUUUUUUUUUUUUUUUUUGUGAAACAACUUUCUUAUAUUUUUAUUUAUCCUUUAUAGUCAUUGGUACGGAAAGCGAACCCGUGCCCGGUUGGAUAAACAAUUACUACGGGCCGACCGGAAUCACAGCGGCCGCCGGUAUAGGGCUCUUGAGAGUAAUGCUUGCUGACCCGAAUGCGAUAGCUGAAAUCAUUCCCGGAGACUUUGUCAGCAACGCGGUGUUGUCUUGCGCCUGGGAUAUACAUAACAAGUGGUAAUGUUUACGAAAUUAAACUGCUAUGCUGUUAUUACAUUCUUAAUGUAUGCGCAAUUAUUACAAGGCGCCCAAUAGUUUCAAAAUAGGCUAUAAGACGGACAAUAGGUAAUUGUUGUUUAUUUUCGAAACUUAGGCAUUUUUUGUUUUUAAACAAAUAUAUUUUCCAAAUUUCCGACUUUUAUAUAAGAGGUACUAUAAAAUAACCGAAAAUAAAUUUCCCAAAAGUAUUUAAUACGAACAAUUUUUAAAGAUAUCGUAUUUCGCUCGAAGAAUAUUUAAAUAUACGAGAAUUUAAUGAACGAAAAUAUUUAAUCCAAAAAUAAUAACAUCAAAAAUAAGGAGGACAUAAGAGCGUGGUCGGAUACGAUUGAGAAUGACAUGAGGACGACGGGUUUAUGCGAGGACGAUGUGGGGGAUAGGGUCAAGUGGAAUUCUAGAACGAGAGCGGCCGACCCCAAAUAGUUGUGAAUAUCGGGAUUAAGGCGAAGGAGAAAAAAAAGGAAACUGAAUUAAAUGUUUUUCGCCUUUGGGUGUGACGCCAAGAAAUCAAAUACGUUUCUCAACAAAUUUUUUUCGGAUGUACGUAUAAAAUAUUUUUUUUCACAUGUACUUACGGAUAAAAUACGUUGCGGACGAAAUAUUGUCUAAUAAAAUACUGUUAGAGUCAGAUAUAUUAAUCAUACCAUUACAUAUAUCAUAAAAACAAAAAAGACGUCCUUGGAUAAUGGGGACGGGUGCAGCCACUGUUAUAGGUCAUUUCAUGUAUACCUGUAAACAACGAUAAACCAUUGCUUACGAAAAAACUAUUCUGAGCGGAGUUCAGUUGAUAGUGAUGUUUUGUCAACAAUAUAAUUAAAUAGGCUCUAUAUAUUUUCUUUAAUCAUAUUUGUUUAAUGUUCUACCGAUUUUCCCGGUUUUAACAAGUUUUUCACAUUUGCUGAGAAAACUCCGGGGGAAAUGGAAAAACGACCUUUUCAAAGUACCUCCCAAGUAAAAUUAUCUUUCAGAAACAUUGCUAUUAUUAAAAUUCGGAGCAAAAUUGCUGGUAGAAAAAUUGUCCACAGAAAAAAAAAAUGUAAAAUUAUAUUUAUUAUAUUUCGUAAUUUUUCCCUUUUUUUUUUCGUUUUUUCGCAUUCGAUGAAAAAACUAUGGAGAAAAUCGAAAAAUUACCUGUUUAAGGUAUCUCCCUACACCAAUUUCCUUUCAGAAAAGUUGGUACACGUCACCAUCGGAGCAAGUCUCCUGGUAGAAAAGUUGUCGACAGAAAAAUAAAAAUAAAAAUAAACAUCUUUUUAAAACCAUAAGUUUCUUCGCUCCACUCAGAAUCUAAAAUGUACCUAACCGUUAGUUUAGUCAAAACUUAUAACCAUACAUGAUCAAAUUACAUACUGUAAAUCUAUAAAGUUUUUAUAAUAGUAUAAUAUUUUCGUGCGUAUACGUGCGUAAAUCAAUUUGGUUUCAAAACUUCGAUUACACAAUUUGCACAAAAUAAAAUCAACAUAACGUUAUUUCGUUUUCUAUUCGUUAUGAAAAAUAUCCGAAAAAUUGCCUACAUCUAAUUACAGGUAUUGAACAAAUUAAUGUCUUAUAUUAAAUUAUAUUAGGUACUAGGAACUUAUUGAAUUUUGUAUAUUAGGAUCGAGCAUAAAAAAACGGUUAACGGUAAUGUUUUCGACCGGGAUAGUUACACGCCGUCUAUUUACAACUUGGUGUCUUCGAAUAUGAACCAACUGAAGUGGCGAGAAUUUGUUUCGAUCAACAAAUGUCAUGGGACUAAAAUACCCAUAGACAAGAUGGUACGUACACAGAUCUGCUGCAGAACUUGAUUAUAUAAUAUGAUACGCGCUCAUAUAAAUUCUAUUGUCGAGCGUUUUAUUAGACAAAUAAUGGACAUUUUAAAAAUCGUUUUAGAUUUGGCCGAUCAUGUUAAAGCUGACCCCAAACAAAUACCUGUACACGGUUUUGUGUUUCCUCCUGCACACCUUGCCCGCUUAUGUACUUGACUCCUUGGCCAAACUCGUGGGAAAGAGGCCCAGGUAUCUGUGUGGUGGCUCACGUGACCCCGAGAAAAGUACUCGUUGAACGGUUUAAUUUAUAUAUGUUUUUUUUCUCUUUUCUUUCCAGAUUAAUGAAAGAAUACGAGAAAUUACACAAGUACACCGAUAUCUUGAAGUACUUUGCUUUAAAUUCGUGGAAGUGGAACGAGCCGAAUACGCAGGCUCUAAUAAGCAGAAUGUCUAAGGAGGACCGAACGCUUUUCAAUUUCGACAUUUCCUUAAUUAGUUGGGAUGAUUAUUUUUUUAAUUCCGUGAGGGGCAUCCGGAAGUAUAUUUUCCGAGAGGAAUCGUUAGAUACCGUGCCGCAGGGAUUGAAACACGUAAAACGGUCAGUAACUGCAUUUGUCAUUACGAUAGUUAUUAAUAAUUAUCUUAGACAUGCUUUUUCGGUCAGUUUAACCCAUUAUCAGAGGUAAUCAGCACAGACAGAGUAAACUAUAUACAGAAACACUACGGUCCAAAAACUGUUAUUUCCAUGUGACAGAUCUAAUCGAUAGUACAAUCACACACGAUCUCACUGAUACCUAAUAUCUAAUUGGAAUACAGUGGUGUCUGAUAAAAAAUCGUGUGCAUUCCUAACCUAACACAAUGUAUAUUUUGUGUAUUGAUUAUGGAUAUAUUAGAUCUGAAAUAACUAAUUUCAUAAUCAUUAGUUGGUGUUAAACUAUCAAACGGGUUUUGUGGGGAGGUCAAUCGCUCCCAUUUUUCCACUCUCUCAUAUUCGCCACUGUUAAAUGUCUUAACAUAAACUUCAAAAUUGUUGUUUUAAUUUUAACGAUCUGUUGCACCGCUUUUGGUUAUUAUGAACUAUUUAUAGUAAACUUCUAACCGACAAAAAUAGCAUAAUAAUAAUAAUAUAUUUUUUUUUCAGAUUGUACAUGAUUUAUUACACAUUAAUAGCGUUUUUAGUCGCAUUCGCAUUGCUGAUAAUUUACUUACUGUUUUUGUUAUUUAAUUGACGAAUAAACAUAAUUCCCCGUUAUUCCUAUGAUGAUAUGUAAACGGCAAUCAAAUUAUAAAAAUAUAUUAUAAAUAAUAUUUGUAUUAUUUUUACCUUAUGUAUAUAUUUUUUUUAAAUUUUUACUGGAAUUCUUAUUACUGUACGAUGUUUUAGAAUUUGUACUUUUAAUUAUUUUUUUUUAAACUUUUUUAUAGGAAUUUAUUAUGUAUUAGAAUUCAAAUUGUUAGAAUGCUCGCGUGUAUAGAAUAUCCAGUAAAAACAUUUCAUUUUUAUUUUUUAUAAACGUGUUUAGAUUGAGAUGAUUUAUACAUUUAAAAACGAUCUUCGAUGUGUAAUUUAUAUUUUUAUAAACGGAGGCAUUAUAUUUAUUUGUGUAUAUACC
Messenger RNA from Cinara cedri, 12556 nucleotides. NCBI's taxonomy places the organism in Eukaryota, Metazoa, Arthropoda, Insecta, Hemiptera, Aphididae. The record is from the annotation of a GenBank genome assembly.